Cannabis sativa is the source of this 2089-nucleotide messenger RNA. RefSeq lists its product as uncharacterized. The record is from RefSeq and is a predicted model, not a curated record. Bases 497 to 2089 code for a protein of 530 amino acids. The transcript is spliced from 6 exons. Lineage: Eukaryota; Viridiplantae; Streptophyta; Magnoliopsida; Rosales; Cannabaceae.
UUUGUGUAGCUUUUGUGAUCUUUAGGUUGUAGAUGUUAGUGUUUCAAUGAAAUCUGUGUAUAUUACAGGGUUGUCGAUGACAUGUCGAUAGGUUGUCGAUAGGAUGUCGAUAGAUUGAGUGUCUGUUUGAAUUUUGCUGUAAUUUGUAUGUCGAUAGGAUAUCGCUUGUAUGUCGAUAGGAUGUCGACUGGUAGUUUAAGUGUAUUUCUGCCCUAUAUUGUCGACGACUUGUCGACAGUAUGUCGAUGGUAUGUCGAUUAAAUUAACUUGUUGAUUGUUAGGUUGUAUUGUCGACUGAAUGUCGACAGUAUGUCGACAGUAUGUCGAUAUAUUGUGUAAUUAUUAUUUGAUUGAAUUGUCGACUGAAUGUCGACAGGAUGUCGAUAUUUUGUCGACAUAAAAGUAUUGUGUCUGCUUUUGAUAAUGUCGACAUAAUGUCGACAUGUUUUGAAAUUUUUGUGUACUUACUGUUUGAUAAUGUCGACUGAAUAUCGACAUGAUGUCGAUGUUAUGUCGACCAUUUUUUAUUUUUUUGGCAGUUAUGUUGAUUUGUUUUUUGUUUUUUCAGAUGGCUCCCAGACUCAUCAUUCCAGCACCCGAGCAUUUUACUGGCCGCGUCACAUAUAGGGGCACUGGAAUUUUUGCAAAAAUCAAAGCUCGGUUUGAGGAGUUCAACCUUAAUAACACGGCGAAGGAAAGCCGUUUCGGGAACUUCUGGAAUGCCGUACCAUUGACAUUCUCCUCGGUGUUAUUUCACCAGCUGAUGCUCCACAAAAUGAAAGUGGAUGCUCAGGAGGAGUUGAGGAUGAGGUUUUAUGUUGGUCGGAAGGAGGUCCGAUUCGGGGUGCUGGAGUUUGCACUCAUUACGGGUUUGGACUUCUCCUCGGGGCCAACAGAAGAGGAGAAGGCUGCGCAGGUCGCGCGCUCGGGGUCAGACCGAUUGAUCAACAGAUAUUUCAACCGGUCUGAUAGUGUGAAGACAGAAGCACUCCAACUUCAGUUCACAAACUGCCAGAACCCGGAAGACUUGUACAAGCUCGGCUUGUGCUUGUUUGUGGAGUCAGUGCUUCUGGGCCGCGAGGCAAACGCGCUGAUUACGCCUCACAUACUUAGAUAUGUGGAAGACCUCGAGUUCUUCUUCCGGAUUCCUUGGGGGAAGCACUCAUUCGCCAGACUCAUGCACUCGCUUCAGAAAGACAUGUUGAAACAGAAGGCCAACUACGAGAAGAAGCUGAGUUCGGAUGUUCAGCACGAGUGCAAAUACACAGCAUAUGGCUUCGCACCUGCAGUACAAUAUUGGGCGUACGAGGCCAUUUUGGAGGUUGGGAAGAGGUAUGGCACGAACCACGGGAUUCGGUUCCCCAGGAUGCUUAGCUGGACGAGCAAAGGCGAUAUUGGGAAGAAAGACGUCAGCGCAUUAUUUUCUAGACGGAAUCUUGAAGUGGUGAAGGGGCUACUUCCACGGACAGAGGAGGAGGCAUUUGUGAGGACCAUAUCUUACGAUGGUGUGGAGAACCUGGUUGAUGAUGUUGUGGAUGACACAGAGGCUGAGGCACCGGACCGAGGCCCCAGGCGAGAUCCAUCUACCCCACCACCAGCUGCUUCACCCCCAGUAGAAGAGGAUGAGGUCUUCCCCGACGAUUACGAUCCUUAUGAGGGAGCUCCAGCGACUCCGAUCGAGGCACAACCUCUUAUCCAUCAUAUAGAUGCAGCAAUGCAUAUGCUGAGGAGGCGACGCACCGACUAUCCACUGACAUUUCCUCAGAAGGGUAUCAUUCUCUCCACAUUCGUGACCGCCAUGAUGAGCAGUGCAUGGACGAGCCACAAGGGUCCGAGAAAAAACUUUAAAUGGGAGGAUUAUAUCCUGGACUACUGCAGAGGGGCUCAUAAGAACGGCAAAUUCCCCAUCUUAACUCCUGAAGAGCUGAAGCAGGAGCCUGAUGUUGGCAUAGUUACUCCUGAAAUGCAGAAAGUUUUUGACGCCCAAAGAGCUUUCGAAAGAGAACGAUGUGGGAACGAGUUCAGAUAUCAAUGUUUGACACGUGACAUGAAGAAUGAUGUCACGGAAUUGAGUAGACCCGAGUCAUAG